UCAUACUCGCUACUCGCCUCUGUUCGUCGUCGUCUUUUGUUCUCCACUGAAAUAGACUGUUCACCUGCAUUUGAAUUUUGGAGGUCACGCCUCGCCCGAAGAAACUGACGUGCUUGGAACGAAAAGAACAGAGAAAACCUCGCUCUCUCCUCCAAUCUCCAUGGCUCCUCCUUUCGUCUUCCCCCGUACUCUUCAAGAACUCGAAGAAGACCACGAUGAUGACCGCCUCUGCGUCAGAAAGCUUGUGGACACUUCUUCACUUCGCGCCUCUGAAGUCGAAGAGUUUGUCAAAGGCGUGUCCUUUGAUCUUUCCGAUAAAGAAUUGUUCUGUGUUGAAGACCAAGAUAUUUUUGAUCGGGUGUACUCAUUGGUUCGGAGUUAUGGCAGUCUUUCUCCAUCUUGCAAGUUGAAUAUCGUCGAAAGUCUUCGUUCCAAUGUUAGCGUGCUUUUACCUAAUGUAGACUCGCUCCUAAGGGUGUCUCAAGGUCAGGAUGAAGAGAUUUCAGCACUAGAUCGCGUUGCUUCUCAUCGCAAUGCUUUUAAAAUAUAUACAUACUUCCUCCUAAACAUAGUUCUCGCCGAAGAGUCCGACAGUGGUUCGAACAACAGUGUGAAGGUGACGGCUAGCACUCACAGGAAGAAACAACCCGUGAAUUCGUGGAAUUGGGAGGCACAGAGAGGCCGAAUACUUGGCCUUAUUGCUAAUUCACUGGAGAUCAACCUUGAACUACUUUUUGGUUCAUCUGACCCGGAUGACAAUUAUUUGUCUUUUGUUACAAAAAAUGCGUUCUCUUUGUUUGAGAAACCAACGCUCCUUAAAGAUUCUGAAGCAAAAGAAGCUCUAUGUCGUAUUAUUGGGGCUUGCUCUACAAAGUACCAUUACAUGGCACAAUCGUGUGCAUCCAUUAUGCACCUGAUUCACAGGCAUGAUUUUGUUGUUGCCCACAUGGCUGAUGCAGUCGCGGAUGCUGAGAAGAAGUAUGCAGACGGAAGUAUGGCCAUCUCUCUUAUUAGAGAGAUUGGAAGGACUAAUCCAAAAGAUUAUGUAAGGGACACGGUUGGGGCUGAAAAUGUGGGGCGUUUUCUCGUUGAGCUAGCUGAUCGCCUUCCUAAGCUAGUUUCCACUAAUAUUGGCAUUCUCAUUCCACACUUUGGUGGUGAAUCCUACAAGAUUAGAAACGCUCUUGUUGGUGUGCUGGGAAAGUUGAUAGCAAAGGCAUUUAAGGACGUUGAGGGUGAAGUGAGCUCAAAAUCUAUUCGCCUGCGUACUAAGCAAGCUAUGUUGGAAAUCUUACUUGAGCGUUGUAGAGAUGUGUCAGCUUAUACAAGAAGUCGAGUUCUCCAGGUAUGGGCUGAAUUAUGCGAAGAGCAUUGUAUUUCAAUUGGUUUGUGGAAUGAAGUCGCGUCGGUUGCUGCUGGUAGAUUGGAGGACAAGAGUGCAAUUGUCAGGAAAUCUGCUUUAAACCUAUUGAUCAUGAUGCUGCAGCACAACCCAUUUGGUCCACAGCUCCGAAUAACUUCAUUUGAAGCAACCCUAGACCAGUACAAAAAGAGAUUAAAUGAGCUUGAGCCAGCUAUGCCUUCAGAAAAUGUUACUGAUGACUUACCAUGUGAUGGUGAUAACUGUCUUGGUGACGGUGAAGUCGACAAUUUAAAUCCUGGACCUGUUGAGAAGGAGCAUCAAGACAGUUUAACUGAUAGUUGUAUGUCGCAGCCAGGAGAGGUGACUGCUUUGCAAGAUAGUAAUCUGCCGGAUGUUGGGAAUCUGGAGCAGACAAGGGCAUUGGUAGCAUCGCUUGAGGCUGGACUACGGUUCUCUAAAUGUAUAUGUGCGACGAUGCCUACCCUUGUCCAAUUGAUGGCUUCAUCCUCCGCUACUGACGUUGAAAAUACAAUUCUCUUGUUGAUGAGGUGUAGACAGUUUCAAAUUGAUGGCUCAGAGGAAUGUCUACGGAAAAUGUUGCCAUUGGUAUUUUCCCAAGAUAAAUCCAUCUAUGAAGCAGUGGAGAACGCUUUCAAUACUAUUUAUAUUAGGAAGAACCCUGUUGAAACUGCAAAGAAUCUCGCGAGUCUUGUCACUGAUUCCAAUAUAGGGGAUCUAGCAGCUCUUGAGUUUAUAAUCGGUGCACUGGUCUCCAAGGGUGAUUUAUCUUCCAGCACUAUAUCAGCUUUGUGGGAUAUAUUUUGCUUCAAUAUUAGUGGAACCACCGCGGAGCAUAGCCGUGGUGCUUUAUCUGUUCUUUGCAUGGUGGCAAAUUCAUCAGCCAGUGUCCUUGGCUCACAUUUACAGGACAUCAUUGAUAUUGGGUUUGGUCGUUGGGCUAAAGUUGAUCCUUUGCUUGCUAGGACAGCAUGUCUUGCUAUCCAGAGACUGUCUGAUGAUGACAAGAAAAAAUUGUUGGUUACUAGUGGUGCUCGGAUAUUUGGUAUUCUGGAAAGUUUGAUUACGGGCUCCUGGCUUCCAGGAAAUAUCUGGUAUGCUGCUGCUGACAGAGCGAUAGCUGCCAUAUAUGCAAUUCAUCCUACCCCAGAAGCCAUAGCUGCUGACUUGGUUAGAAAGACUCUGAAUUCCGUAUUUAAUGAUUGCGCGGAUGGUCUGCAGAAUGACAGUGAUCCCACUGAAGUCAGCAUGCUUACUACCGUUCAAGUGGCAAAACUAAGUAGGUGUUUGUUUGUCACAAGUCAUGUUGCCAUGAAUCAACUAGUAUAUAUUGAAUCGUGUUCUAGAAAAAUUCAGAAACAGAAAAUAGCGAAGGAAAAAAUGGAUGCUGAGAAUCAGAGUAUAGAUUGCAAUGGGGCAGCUCCAUCUGCUAUGCAAAAGGACAAUGAUAUAAAUCAAGAGUUAGGUUUGGCCGCUUCUGAGGACGCUGUGCUUGAUGCUUUGUUUGAAAAAGCAGAGAAGGAAAUCAUUUCUGGUUGUUCAGGUGAAAAGAAUUUGAUUGGAAUCUGCGCGACUUUUUUGUCCAAGCUUUGUAGAAAUUUUGGACUGAUGCAGAAGUACCCAGAAUUGCAGGCGUCAGCAAUGUUAGCUUUAUGUCGAUUCAUGAUUAUUGAUGCAGAGUUUUGUGAUGCAAAUCUCCAGCUCCUAUUCACUGUUGUCGAAGGUGCUAAUUCAGAGACUGUUCGUUCUAAUUGUACUAUUGCACUGGGUGACUUAGCAGUUCGGUUUCCCAAUCUUUUAGAACCAUGGACAGAGCAUAUGUAUGCUCGCCUUAAAGAUCCUUGCGUUUCUGUAAGGAAGAAUGCUGUUCUGGUGCUUUCACAUCUCAUACUGAAUGACAUGAUGAAGGUAAAAGGUUACAUCAACGAAAUGGCUGUGAGAUUAGAGGAUGAAGACAAGAGAAUUUCAAGUCUCGCUAAGCUAUUUUUUCAUGAACUUUCCAAGAAAGGAAGCAAUCCAAUUUAUAAUUUACUUCCUGAUAUACUCAGCAAGUUAUCCAGUCAGAAUCUUACCAAGGAUUCUUUCUGCAACAUCAUGCAAUUUUUAAUUGCUUCGAUCAAGAAGGACAAACAAAUGGAUGCUCUUGUGGAAAAGCUAUGCAAUAGGUUUAAUGGUGUUACAGAUGUCAGACAAUGGGAACAUCUUUCUUACUGCCUUUCUCAGCUAGCAUUUACAGAAAAAGGGAUGAAGAAACUCAUUGAGUUAUUUAAGACGUAUGAACAUGCCUUGUCAGAGGAGUCUGUUAUUGAUCAUUUUAGGAACAUAAUAAACAAGGGCAAGAAAUUUGCAAAACCAGAGCUUAAAUCGUGUAUUGAAGAGUUCGAGGAUAAACUACACAAGUUCCAUAUGGAAGUGAAGGAACAAGAAGUUACUGCUAGAAACGCCCACAUUCAUCAACGGAAGAUCGGCAGACGGGAAGGCUUUACUGCGGCCUUAGAUGCUGAAGACCAUACAGAAUCUAAUAUUACUACAGAGGAAGCAGGUGGUGAAGUUAUCGACCCAUGCAGUGAGAGGAUGGCUUUGUCUAAGAAUCAUAAAUUGAAAAGCCAACACACUGAUUCAGAAGAACAUUCUGUUAUUUCAAGUGAGCUGACAGAGUCUGAUGGAGGGGAUAUCGAAGUUCAAUCCCCGUUGGUCAGUAAGAGAGGAGGAAGCCGGUCCAGAACAAAGAAAAGCACCAUGAAGGAGGUAAAGGGUGACAACACUGGAAAACGAACUACUCGAGCAAGAAGGAAGGUUAUUUUGGAUGAGCCGGAAGACUUUUAGGUGGAAGUACAUGAUUCGCGGGCGUUUAUUUUUGCCUUUAUUGACGAGGAAUAUAUGUUCAUCAGUUUCUAACGGAGACGAUUUGAAUGUGAAUUGGACGCAAUGUGGAACCCUAUUUUCACGAUGCUGUACAUAAAUGUUGAACAACGAACGGUUUCAUCUUUUCCUGGUGGUUCCCCUUCACAGGCUGGGAUGCAAUUGUAUAACUAAAGCCUUUGUAAUCAUCUCACUUUGAGUUU
Molecule: messenger RNA, 4446 nt
Organism: Neltuma alba
Lineage: Eukaryota; Viridiplantae; Streptophyta; Magnoliopsida; Fabales; Fabaceae
Product: condensin complex subunit 1
Exons: 18
Coding region: 161-4207 (1348 amino acids)
Biological process (GO): mitotic chromosome condensation; meiotic chromosome condensation; mitotic cell cycle
Cellular component (GO): condensed chromosome, centromeric region; condensin complex; nucleus
Molecular function (GO): histone binding
Source: RefSeq, a predicted model, not a curated record